Homalodisca vitripennis (glassy-winged sharpshooter) is the source of this 3185-nucleotide messenger RNA. Its product is annotated as solute carrier family 2, facilitated glucose transporter member 8-like. The transcript is spliced from 2 exons. Bases 126 to 1580 code for a protein of 484 amino acids. Gene Ontology annotation, cellular component: membrane. The record is from RefSeq and is a predicted model, not a curated record. Lineage: Eukaryota; Metazoa; Arthropoda; Insecta; Hemiptera; Cicadellidae. Gene Ontology annotation, biological process: transmembrane transport. Gene Ontology annotation, molecular function: transmembrane transporter activity.
CGUGUUGUGAGUGUAUUCAGUCAGUAAACAAUUGAGCCAUGAGAUAAAUAGUAGCCGAAUUGAUCGAUUUGUGUCCCUAAUAUCUUAUCACCAAGUUGAGGUACUGUACCAGCUCAGUCUGCACUAUGCCAGAUCAUGAUCCCGAGACGGAGAGAUGCCGGCGUACAGCCAAGGUUAGACAGUUCCUGGCAGCAUUUGUAGCGAGUUUGUUGGGCUUCACUUCUGGAUCUGUUACGGGAUGGAUGUCACCCAUGCAACCCUUGCUGAUGUCUCCAGAUCCGCCUGUCGGUACCGACCCCAUGACAGAGGACAACAUCGCUUGGCUCGGCUCCAUAAACUUUGUUGGCACAGUCCUCGGCUCUUUCUUCUGGGGCAUCGUAGCUGACAGCUGGGGCAGAAAGAAGACUGCGUGUUUAGUCGCCAUACCCUUCAUUCUGCACUGGAUAUUAACGAUGGUUGCCAAGAAUUUCUAUUGGCUGAUAGUAGCGAGACUUAUUGCCGGUAUCGGGAACAAUGGUGCUGUGGCGUCUGUACCAGCUUUCAUUUCCGAAAUGGCACAAGACGAUCUCCGUGGCUUUUUUGGAUCAUUUUAUAUGAUGUUUGUAAAUUUUGGAAUUAUGUAUUCCUAUGUUCUAGGAACGUAUUUACACUAUUAUUGGUUGUCCAUUGCGUGCAUUGUUAUUCCGUUAUUCUUUUUGCUGACAUUUAUUUGGAUACCUGAAACCCCGAUGUUCCUCUUGAAAAAUGGACAAAGUGUCGAGGCUGAAAAGUCACUUUUCUGGUAUAGAGGAGGAGAUGCAGCCGAAACGGAGAAGGUAUUUUCAAGUUACAAACUCGAAACUAGUACUAAAAAUAAUAAAUUGUCUGUUAUGUCGUUAUUUGCUACUAGAGGCACCACAAAGGCUUUCAUUCUUGGAAUCGCUCUGGUGAUUUCCUUACAAACCUGUGGAAUCAUGCCAAUUUUGAGCUUCGCUGUCAGUAUAUUUGAGAUGUGUGGGACAUCUCUAACUCCUUACCAUUCUUCUUUGAUAAUGGGUUCAAUGCAAGUAGUGUUUACUUGUUAUUCCUCAUUUCUAGUCGACAGGUUAGGAAGAAAGUUCUUGUUGGUGACUUCUAUGAUGGUCAUGGCCGUUUCCUUAGCAGUGUUAGGAACAUAUCUUUUCUUUUUACACGGCCAGUCUGUAGACUCGGUGUUCAGGUGGACACCUGUUGUUUCUCUGUCUGUGUGUGUAAGUGCGUAUGCUAUCGGCGUGGCCCCAAUUCCUUUUAUAAUCAUAGGAGAGAUAUUUCCGACAAACAUAAAAGGUUAUGCAAUCGCCAAACUUCUAUUAGUUUUAGGUGCGUCAGCUUUUGCUAUAGUAAAAUGUUUUCCCAUAAUGAAAUCUUUAUUGAAGCCACAUGGGUUAUUCUGGUUUUACGCUGUUUUCUCUUUAUUAUUUUCAAUAUUCUUUUAUUGCUAUCUCCCUGAAACAAAAGGUAAGCCUUUAAGUGAAAUUUUGAGAAUAUUGAAUAAAAGUAACUCGACUGAAGACCACCCUGCUGAAGACAGGAAAAGUACUGAACACAUACCACUAAGCUAGAAGUAUGUUUAUUCUUUACGUAACAUUAUGGGAGAAUACCUUCCAAAUAAUAGUGAGUUUACGAAGUAUACACAAGUUUUAUGAAAAUAAUUCGUAAUGAUUGAGUAUAGACCGCAUUCAGUUGCUAACUUCUGAGUUUUUUUACUGUAUUUCCUUGCUGCCAUUAGUAACAUUGUUGCCUUAGCCUACCAAUCUCGUUUUGCAGUAAUUAAACUAUCCUUGCCUUAUACUUACACGUUUUAGUACCAUGUUUUGUGAUUUUGUGGCAUAUAAGCUUCAUGGUUAAAUAUACUGUGGCAAAAUAUUGUGUUCAAACCAUCUAUUGAUUUUCCAAAUGCUAUGGUAUUCAUUGUUGUUAAUAAUCGAUUCUUGUAGUAACUUUGGUGUCGUAAGUUCUCAAAAUUAACUACUGAGUGAAUGUUUUGUGUGUCUUAUAAUAACUUUGAAUGUAACUAAAAUUGCAGGGGUUGUAUAAAAUAAUUCAAACUUUAAUUAGCCGCCGAAUUAGAUAGAGUAACAUUAGAGACCUCUAGUUUAUGGAAUAAUUUUUCUUUUUUAAAUAAAUUUAAAAUACUAGGUGUUCAAAUUUAAAAUUGAUUUCCAUCCUGCAUCACUGACUGCUAUCCAUUUUACUGAUAUAUCCCAGAUUAAGCUUUAAGAGACACCGGCAAAUUCACCUCCAACUAGCAGCUGCGUAAUAAAUGUGGUGUAAAAAGCAGCUAGAGAACCCUCAUAUCUUGUAGAAUGCUACAUGUAUAUGAAAAGUCUUCCAAUUGUAGAAUUGGUAAUAAUUGAAACUCAUUCCAGCUCACCUUUUCACAAUCUCAACCUUCACUCAGAUUACUGCCUUCCCCACGUGGUUCGCUUAGUGCCACUAAAUAAAGCUAAGCGAACACCUCACGUGUAUCAGUAAAGUGAUCACUAUAGUACAAAAUUACCGCUCCGAAAUGUUUAGGAGUCAUAGUUUUUAUCUAAGGUUCCUAUUACAUCUGUGAAUGUUACCACAGGAACAUAUGUUGUGUCAAGGAGUUACAUUGUUUCUUACUAAGAUAUAGUUACCUAUAUUGUAGUUCUAAUCUUACAUUAGUGAUAUUAAAGUGUUAUUUUUUAUAUUAAAAAUUUACCGAAAGCGAUAUUAUUCAAUAAUAUAUAAAGCAAUUAAAUCAUCCUAUCUUUAAUUGACUACUCUGAUGUAGAUAAUGCCAUCAGUAGAGAGUCAUAUAACUGGAAAGACAGCUGAGUGACCCUGUUUCUAAAUGUAAUCAGCGCUUAGAAAGGUUUUGAUGGAGUGGAUUUUUUGUUACCUUGCAGUGAAUUUAAUUUGAAUACAAUUAUUUUUGUAUGCUCUCGUUUUGAAUUCCGUAACGGAGUGGUUAUAGAAAAGUUGCUGAUAAAGCAAAAUUUAAAUUUAUUUGCUUUAUAUAUGUACAAUCUCAGAGAGAUAACCUAAUGAAACAUAAAUAUAUGAUCCUUCUUAAUAGUUAAUACAAUAAGUUUGUAUGGAUAUACUAGGCAAACUCCAUCGUACUGUUAAGUUUGUAUAAAAUGUACAUAAUUAUUUGUAUAUGUGUGUUUAACUGGUGAUAUAAAUAUAGUAUAUUUAAA